Canis lupus familiaris (dog) is the source of this 1630-nucleotide messenger RNA. RefSeq names its product MAP3K12 binding inhibitory protein 1 (gene MBIP). The transcript has 9 exons. The record is from RefSeq and is a predicted model, not a curated record. Gene Ontology annotation, cellular component: cytosol. Lineage: Eukaryota; Metazoa; Chordata; Mammalia; Carnivora; Canidae. The coding region runs from base 64 to 1113 and encodes 349 amino acids.
GGCGAGGGGGGCGGGUGUUGUGAGCACAGCUCGGUGGUGGCGGGGGUAGCCUGCGAAGGUGUCAUGGCUGCUGCCGUUGAGCUUAGCCUCUCGAGCAGUGGUGACAGGAGUCCGGAACGGAGCUGCAGCCCCAAUCUCUCCCAAGAGGUGCUCCGCGAAAUCUUUCGCUCACUGCAUAGCCUGGUGGGACAACUUAACCUCAGAGAUGAUGUGGUGAAAAUUACAAUCGAUUGGAACAAGCUCCAGAGCCUCUCAGCAUUCCAGCCCGCAUUGCUCUUUAGUGCACUUGAGCAACAUGUUUUAUAUUUACAGCCUUUUUUAGCAAAACUUCAGCCUCUGAUUAAAGAGGAGAAUACAACUAUUGUUGGAGAGAUAGAAAGAACAGAAACAGGGAACAAGAAUGAAGUAAAUGCCAAAUUUCCCAUUAGUGACCUACAAGAGGAAGAAAAGCACGAAGAUUGUGAUUUAGGAGAUGUGAAAAAGACACAGAUCCAUUUUGAUCCAGAAGUAGUACAAAUAAAGGCUGGAAAAGCAGAAAUUGACAGACGAAUAUCUGCGUUUAUUGAAAGAAAGCAAGCUGAAAUCAAUGAAAACAACGUCAGGGAAUUUUGCAAUGUUAUUGAUUGUAAUCAAGAAAACAGUUGUGCAAGAACUGAUGCCAUUUUUACUCCUUACCCAGGAUUUAAAAGUCAUGUGAAAGAAGUUUCUUAUUUAGUUUCUAGAGUUGUGAAUACAUAUGGACCACAGACUAGACCUGAAGGAAUUCAAGGGUCAGGUCAUAAGCCUAACAGCAUGCUCCGAGAUUGUGGUAAUCAGGCUGUAGAAGAAAGACUACAAAAUAUUGAGGCUCACUUGCGAUUGCAAACAGGUGGUCCGGUGCCAAGGGAUAUUUAUCAGAGAAUUAAAAAACUUGAGGAUAAAAUCCUUGAAUUGGAAGGAAUCUCUCCUGAAUAUUUUCAAUCCGUAAGCUUUUCUGGAAAAAGAAGAAAAGUUCAACCACCUCAGCAGAACUAUUCACUGGCUGAACUUGAUGAAAAAAUUAGUGCCCUCAAACAAGCCCUGCUCAGAAAAUCAAGAGAAGCAGAAUCCCUGGCUACUCACCACCUUCCGUGAAAAACUCCUCUCAUUCUUGUCAUUUUACUUUUUUAUAUAUACAUGUAACUUAAACUGCAAUUAACAAAGUGGAUAUGUAUUUAUCAAUGUAGACUUCCCUCUGAAGUCAAGGUUUCUUUUCAUGUGAGUUUAGCCUGCAACAAGUUAUCUUCAAAUAUUCCAGUGAAUUUUGAAAUGGUUAAGGUAUUAGAAACAGCAUUGUCAGAAUGUAUUCCCUUCUGUUUUAAAGGAGGUAUUUGGAAAUUGAAAAACUUAAUUUGAAAGCACAUCUGUGUGUGUGUGUGUGUGUGUGUGUGUGUGUACCACAGAAGAUUUAUUUUGAAUAGUGAUAUUGAAAAGGACUUUAUAUUUGUAACAUCAGUGUUAACCAAUUUAUUAGUUUAAAUUAGUACUUUGUAUUUAAUAGGCAUUCAACAAAAAUGUAUCAACUGAAAUGAAUUUUAAAUGAAUGCAUACUUUUUUUUCAAAUGUCAAUUUUAAUGUAAAUAAAUAGUAGAUCCCAUCUUUAUUCUCUUAA